GGCGGCGGCGGCGGCGGCGGCGGCGGCGGCGGCUGGGCCUCUUGCGCCCGCAGCCCACCUCUCGGGGGCGGGCUCCCGGCGCGAGCUGGGCUUUCGAGAAGAUGGAGGAGCUGGUGGUGGAAGUGCGGGGCUCCAAUGGCGCUUUCUACAAGGCAUUUGUAAAGGAUGUUCAUGAAGAUUCAAUAACAGUUGCAUUUGAAAACAACUGGCAGCCAGAGAGGCAGAUUCCCUUUCAUGAUGUGAGAUUCCCACCACCUGUAGGUUAUAAUAAAGAUAUAAAUGAAAGUGAUGAAGUUGAGGUUUAUUCCAGAGCAAAUGAAAAAGAGCCUUGCUGUUGGUGGUUAGCUAAAGUGAGGAUGAUAAAGGGUGAGUUUUAUGUGAUAGAAUAUGCAGCAUGUGAUGCUACAUACAAUGAAAUUGUCACAAUUGAACGUCUGAGAUCAGUUAAUCCCAACAAGCCUGCCACGAAAGAUACUUUCCAUAAAAUCAAACUGGACGUGCCAGAAGACUUAAGACAAAUGUGUGCCAAAGAAUCGGCACAUAAGGACUUUAAAAAGGCAGUUGGCGCCUUUUCUGUAACUUACGAUCCAGAGAAUUAUCAGCUUGUCAUUUUGUCUAUCAAUGAAGUCACCUCGAAACGAGCACACAUGUUAAUUGACAUGCACUUUCGGAGUCUGCGCACUAAGCUGUCUCUGAUACUGAGAAAUGAAGAAGCCAGUAAGCAGCUAGAGAGUUCAAGGCAGCUUGCCUCAAGGUUUCAUGAACAAUUUAUCGUACGAGAAGAUCUGAUGGGUCUAGCUAUUGGUACUCAUGGUGCUAAUAUUCAGCAAGCUAGAAAAGUACCUGGGGUCACUGCUAUCGAUCUAGAUGAAGACACCUGCACAUUUCAUAUUUAUGGAGAGGAUCAGGAUGCAGUGAAAAAGGCUAGAAGCUUUCUUGAAUUUGCUGAAGAUGUCAUACAAGUUCCAAGGAACUUGGUCGGCAAAGUAAUAGGAAAAAAUGGAAAACUGAUUCAGGAAAUUGUGGACAAGUCAGGAGUUGUGAGGGUGAGAAUUGAAGCCGAAAAUGAGAAAAGUGUUCCACAAGAAGAGGAAAUCAUGCCACCAAAUUCCCUACCUUCCAGUAACUCAAGGGUUGGACCUACUCCCCCAGAAGAAAAAAAACAUAUCGAUAUAAAGGAAAACAGUACUCAUUUUUCUCAACCUAACAGUACAAAAGUCCAGAGGGUGUUAGUGGUUUCAUCAAUUGUAGCAGGGGAAUCCCAGAAACCUGAACUCAAGGCUUGGCAGGGUAUGGUACCAUUUGUUUUUGUGGGAACAAAGGACAGCAUUGCUAAUGCCACUGUUCUUCUGGAUUAUCACCUGAACUAUUUAAAGGAAGUAGACCAGUUGCGUUUGGAGAGAUUACAAAUUGAUGAGCAGUUGCGACAGAUUGGAGCUAGUUCUAGACCACCACCAAAUCGUACAGAUAAGGAAAAAGGCUAUGUGACUGAUGAUGGUCAAGGAAUGGGUCGAGGUAGUAGACCUUACAGAAAUAGGGGGCACGGCAGACGCGGUCCUGGAUAUACUUCAGGAACUAAUUCUGAAGCAUCAAAUGCUUCUGAAACAGAAUCUGACCACAGAGACGAACUCAGUGAUUGGUCAUUAGCUCCAACAGAGGAAGAGAGGGAGAACUUUCUACGCAGAGGAGACGGACGACGACGUGGCGGUGGAGGAAGAGGACAGGGAGGAAGAGGACGUGGAGGUGGCUUCAAAGGAAACGACGAUCACUCCCGAACAGAUAAUCGCCCACGUAAUCCAAGAGAGGCUAAAGGAAGAACAGCAGAUGGAUCCCUCCAGAUCAGAGUUGACUGCAAUAAUGAAAGGAGUGUCCACACUAAAACAUUACAGAAUACCUCCAGUGAAGGUAAUCGGCUGCGCACGGGUAAAGAUCGUAACCAGAAGAAGGAAAAGCCAGACAACGUGGAUGGUCAGCAACCACUUGUGAACGGAGUACCCUAAACUGCAUAAUUCUGAAGUUAUAUUUCCUAAACCAUUUCCAUAACUCUUAUUCCAUAUUAGAAAACUUUGUUAGGCCAAAGACAAAUAGUAGGCAAGAUGGCACAGGGCAUGAAAUGAAUACAAAUUCUGUUAUGAAUUUUAUUUUUUUGGUAUUGGCCAUAAGCAACAAUUUUCAAAUUUGCACAAAAAGAUACGUUGAAAUUUUGAAACAUUGCUUUUAAGUAUACAUUAGCACUUCAGGGCAGGAUUUUAGUUUGGUUUAUUUUUUAAAGUACUGAGCAGUGAUAUUUUUUGUUAAUUUGGACCUUUUUCCUGCAUCGGGUGAUAACUUGCCGGUAUAUUUCAGUUUUUCUGAAUAAAUAGCAUUUUUAGUAAUCAUAUUACAGUUCUGUUUUCAAUCUCCUAUAGAAGUCCAUGAAAUACUAUGUCAUUUCAUGUCCUGUGUCAGUUUAUGUUUGGUCCACUUUUCCAGUAUUUUAGUGGACCCUGAGAUGUGUGUGAUGUGACGUUUGUCAUUUUCAUUAGCAAAAAAAAAAAAAAAAAAAAAAAAAAAAGUUGUAUGAUCUGUGCCUUUUUUAUAUCUUGGCAGGUAGGAAUAUUAUAUUUGGAUGCAGAGUUCAGGGAAGAUAAGUUGGAAACACUAAAUGUUAAAGAUGUAGCAAACCCUGUCAAACAUUAGUACUUUAUAGAAGAAUGCAUGCUUUCCAUAUUUUUUUCCUUACAGAAACAUCAGGUUAGGCAGUAUAAAGAAUAGAACUUGUUUUUGUUUUUGUUUUGUUGCACUGAAGUUUGACAAAUAGUGUUAUUGAGAGGGAUGUGUAAUUUUUCUGUAUAGACAGGAGAAGAAAUAACUAUCUUUUCAUUUGAGAGAGGCUAAAAUAAAAUGUUUUCAGCUAGGAAUAAAUCUUCCUGGUCGAAAGUUAAUAGGAUAUGCCUGCUCUUUGGCCUGAUGACCAAUUUUAACUUAGAGCCUUUUUUUUUUAUUUUGUCCUCCCCAAGUUUUGUGAAGUUUUUCAUAUUUUAAUUUCAAGGUUAUUUGGGGGAGAUAGAAAGGUCAUUUUCAUGUGUGCAUAAUAAUCCUGUGAAGUACAGGUACUUUGUCUAAAAAAACAUUGGAAGCAGGUUAAAUGUAAGCCUUGAAAUAUGAGCUCUAAUGUAUAAGUGGAAUUGGAAAGCAGACUAGAAUUGGUUAACAAAUACUUCUUUAGUUUUUUUUUUCUUUUGUUUUUUGAUGUGUUGGGUUUUGGUUCUGUUUUUGAGUCUUUUUUAUGAAUGAAAUUUACUGAGGAAAAAUAUGUGAAGGACCUUCACUCUUCAGAUAUUAUAUUUUUCUUAAAAAAUAACUCCAAGUAGGGGUACCACUGAGUCUGUACAGAGCCGUGUGAACCGAAGUUCUGCCUCUGAUGUAUUUUGUGAGUUUGUUUCUUUGAAUUUUCAUUUUACAGUUACUUUUCCUUGCAUACAAAUAAGCAUAUAAAAAUGGCAACAAACUGCACAUGAUUUCAAGAAUAUUAAAAAGUCUUUUAAAAGUAUUGCCAAACAUUAAUGUUGAUUUUUAGUUAUUUAUUCUGGGAAUGUAUAGUAUUUGAAAACAGAAAUUGGUACCUUGCACACAUCAUCUGUAAGCUGUUUGGUUUAAAAUACUGUAGAUAAUUAACCAAGGUAGAAUGACCUUGUAAUGUAACUGCUCUUGGGCAAUAUUCUCUGUACAUAUUAGCGACACCAGAUUGGAUUUUAUGUUGACAUUUGUUUGGUUAUAGUGCAAUAUAUUUUGUAUGCAAGCAGUUUCAAUAAAGUUUGAUCUUCCUCUGCUAAAUUGAUGUUGAUGCAAUCCUUACAAAUGAUUGCUUUUAAAAUUUUAAGAUAGGAAAAGAAAUCUAUAGAAAGUGUUCUGUUACAAAAUGUAACUGUUACCACUGGAAGUUUCACAUGUCUUAGGAAGUUAGCUGUUAUCUACCAACUUUCAAGAACUUGAUCUUGUUUAAUAAGGUGGAAAAAAAAUCAACAAAAUGGUACAAAAGCACAUUGUGCCAUUACAAUAUGCACUAAGUCUCUUUUUUUACAAAGGCUGAAUUCAGCAAGGCGCUAACUUGCUUAAAUGUGAAUUACUAACUUCUAAAACUGUAAUUUGAUUCACAUGUUUUCAAAUGGAGUUGGAGUUGAUUCGUAUUACAAUAUUUGUGUGCUAAACGUGUAUGUUUUUCAGUUCUAAGUCAUGUUUUUAAAAUUUUAUUAAAGUUUCAAAAAUCUGAAGAUUGUUUAUCUAGAUGUAAAUUUUUAUUAAAAAGUUGCACUUAUGAAAAAGCAAAAAAUUAGUCUGACAGAUGUUUGCUCCUGGUCUUAAAUUUCUAAAUAUAACAAAUAUUAGCAGUAUCGGGGGGUUUAUUUAUCAUUCAAAGCAUAUAUGCCUUGCAAAUAAUGUUUUACGUGCCCUUAAAAGGCAAAAACAUAACCACUAGAAAAUGCUUCUCCGUAUUCCCAGUCAUAAUAUUUCAACACGUUAAUUACAUAAGGUGCCACCAAACCAUAUUGAACACACACUCCUGUCUGUGCACACAUAAAUAAACCCUGCCAUUUGAAAAUA
Molecule: messenger RNA, 4584 nt
Organism: Mustela erminea (ermine)
Lineage: Eukaryota; Metazoa; Chordata; Mammalia; Carnivora; Mustelidae
Gene: FMR1
Product: FMRP translational regulator 1
Exons: 17
Coding region: 102-2000 (632 amino acids)
Biological process (GO): regulation of translation at postsynapse, modulating synaptic transmission; anterograde axonal transport; central nervous system development
Cellular component (GO): growth cone; dendritic spine; neuronal ribonucleoprotein granule
Molecular function (GO): mRNA 3'-UTR binding; protein homodimerization activity; translation regulator activity
Source: RefSeq, a predicted model, not a curated record